Clavispora lusitaniae ATCC 42720 is the source of this 855-nucleotide messenger RNA. Its product is annotated as inorganic diphosphatase. Gene Ontology annotation, cellular component: cytoplasm; nucleus. The record is from RefSeq and is a predicted model, not a curated record. Gene Ontology annotation, molecular function: inorganic diphosphate phosphatase activity; magnesium ion binding. NCBI's taxonomy places the organism in Eukaryota, Fungi, Ascomycota, Pichiomycetes, Serinales, Metschnikowiaceae. Gene Ontology annotation, biological process: phosphate-containing compound metabolic process.
AUGUCUUACACUGCUCGUCAAGUUGGUGCCCCAAACACUUUGGACUACAAGGUCUUCAUUGAAAAGGAUGGCAAGCCAGUCUCUCCAUUCCACGACAUUCCUUUGUAUGCCAACAAGGAAAAGACCAUUCUCAACAUGAUUGUUGAAGUUCCAAGAUGGACCAACGCCAAGAUGGAAAUCUCCAAGGAACAAAAGUUGAACCCAAUCAUCCAAGACACCAAGAAGGGUAAGUUGAGAUUUGUUAGAAACUGUUUCCCUCACCAUGGCUACAUCCACAACUACGGUGCUUUCCCUCAAACUUGGGAAGACCCAAACCAAGUUCACCCAGAAACUAAGGCCAAGGGUGACAACGAUCCUUUGGAUGUUUGCGAAAUCGGUGAGCAAGUUGCCACUGUUGGUCAAAUUAAGCAAGUCAAGGUUUUGGGUGUCAUGGCUUUGUUGGACGAAGGUGAGACCGACUGGAAGGUCAUUGUCAUUGACGUCAACGACCCAUUGGCUCCAAAGUUGAAUGACAUUGAGGAUGUCGAGACCCACUUGCCAGGCUUGUUGAGAGCUACCAAUGAAUGGUUCAGAAUCUACAAAAUCCCAGAUGGAAAGCCAGAAAACCAGUUUGCCUUCUCUGGUGAGUGCAAGAACAAGAAGUACGCUGAUGAGGUUAUUGCUGAGUGUGCUGAAGCUUGGGACAAGUUGAUCAAGGGUGUUUCUGACGCUGGCGAAAUUGACUUGACCAACACCACCUUGGCCUCUACUUCGACUUACGCCGAAUCUGUUGAUGUGCCAGCUGCUACCAAUGAGCCAGCUGCCCCAAUUGACAAGUCGAUUGACAAGUGGUUCUUCAUCUCUGGUGCUCACUAA